CUCCCAUCCCUCUUCUCCUCCCUCCUCUUUUCACAACACCACCACCCCCACCCACCCACCUGUCUUACCCCUAGUGAAGAAGGCAUUAUUUUCACCAAACAAGUCUUGAGGCGGCACAAUGAGCAGUAAGGUUUUUAUUCUCAAGUCUAGGGACGGGAAACCCCUCAAAUUAGACACCGCUGCCGACAUUGAACCGCAUAUCGCUUCCCUCGAGGGCAAUGAGACGGUGGAGGAAAUCCGACUCUGCGGCCACACAUUUGGAAUCAAAGCCUGCAAGGCACUCGCAGAGGUCCUGAAAACAAACAAGAAUCUGCAGGUCUUCAACGCAGCCGACAUCUUUACCGGCCGCCUUAUCUCUGAGAUUCCGGACGCACUUUCAGCGCUACUGACAGCGCUCUUGACCCUUGAGCAUUUGCAUACCGUCGAUCUCUCAGACAACGCCUUCGGGGGCCGUCUUGCCGAUACUCUGGGAGAUUUUUACGCCCGGGCCGGUCCAUUACGGCACUUGUUGCUGAACAACAAUGGUCUCGGUCCUGCAGGUGGCAUCAUAGUCGCCAACUCGAUUCGUCAACUCGCAGUUCUCAAAGCCUCGACCCCGGCAUACCCUCCCCUUGAAACCAUCGUUUGCGGUCGUAACCGCCUCGAGAAUGGGUCCAUGGCGGCAUGGGCAGAGGCUUACGCCGCGCAUAAGUCGCUGAGGACAGUCAAGAUGGUGCAGAACGGUAUCCGACAGGAGGGCAUCAGCGCGCUCUUGAGAGAUGGCCUUUCGAAGAACCACGGGCUACAGACUUUGGACUUGCAGGACAAUACGUUCACAGCAGCAGGGGCCUAUGCAUUGGCAGCCGUUGUAACGAACUGGAGUGACCUACUAGAGCUAGGGGUUGGAGAUUGUCUACUCUCUGCCCGGGGAGGAGUAUUGCUAGGGGAGGCACUAGGACUAGGGAAAAAUAAAGCGCUCAAAACUAUUAGACUUCAGUAUAAUGAAAUCGACGUUAAAGGUGUUGAAGCUAUCAAAAGGGCUAUCAACCCUUCUCUCCCGAAACUUCAACGGUUAGAGCUUAAUGGAAACAAGUUCUCGGAGGAUGAGUUAGUCGUCGAACAAAUGCGAGAAAUCUUUGGAGAUAGAGGAUUCGGCGAACUAGAUUCCCUUAGCGAUAUGGAGGAGGAAACCGACGAGGAGGACGAGGAGGACGAGAGCGAUGAGGGCGAAGACGUCGUCAAACAGGCCGAGGAAGCAGAGGACGCAAAGGUCCCACAGGAAAAGGACAAGAAAGUCGAUGCCCUCGCGGACUUACUCGAUGGAGCAAAGAUUGCAUAAACAAAAAAAAAAAAAAGGUUGCACCCGAAUCUCGUAUGAAUACUAGGUUGAGGCAAAAUUUCCUCUUUCUCGUGUCAUCGGGGUGGGCACGGACGGGGGAAGAUGGUGUUCGUGUUUUGUCUUGUCCACCUUUCUCUCCUUAAUUCCCUACUGUAUCCCAAUAAAGCCGGAUGGCGUUCUUUGUUACUCAAUCAUUGAUCCUUCCUUUCUUCCCUUCCUGUGUUUACUGGUUGUUUUAGAAUACACUCAUCCCUGUCAGUAUGAUAUCCCUCUAUACUAUUUUAUGUAACGUAACGUCUUCAAUUCCUAGCCAGUUUUGUGGCUGGGUACACAGUGAACCGCCGCCGUUGUUUGACAUGUGGGGAGUCGAUAAUAUGGAUGUGCGAAGAUAGCUACAGAAUAUACCGUAGUGGUCUACACCA
Molecule: messenger RNA, 1740 nt
Organism: Tuber melanosporum (Perigord truffle)
Lineage: Eukaryota; Fungi; Ascomycota; Pezizomycetes; Pezizales; Tuberaceae
Exons: 3
Coding region: 119-1318 (399 amino acids)
Biological process (GO): activation of GTPase activity; nucleocytoplasmic transport
Cellular component (GO): cytosol; perinuclear region of cytoplasm; nucleus
Molecular function (GO): GTPase activator activity; small GTPase binding
Source: RefSeq, a predicted model, not a curated record